Molecule: messenger RNA, 2095 nt
Organism: Sphaerodactylus townsendi
Lineage: Eukaryota; Metazoa; Chordata; Lepidosauria; Squamata; Sphaerodactylidae
Gene: SLC38A1
Product: solute carrier family 38 member 1
Exons: 16
Coding region: 147-1589 (480 amino acids)
Biological process (GO): amino acid transmembrane transport; L-glutamine transport
Molecular function (GO): L-glutamine transmembrane transporter activity
Source: RefSeq, a predicted model, not a curated record
CCUUGGCUUCUGGAUCACGGGCCGGUGGGAGUGGAGGCGAGAUCCAGAGGACGCUGCCCUUUGAUUAACAGUUUGUUCCUCACUUUGUGGCUGUGGGAAAUCCCUCAAGGACCUAGCAAACUUCAGAGCAAGUUUCUUAAACCAAGAUGCCAUUCAAAACAGGACUAGAAUUAACUGAGCUGCAGAACAUGACGGUCCCAGAGGAUGACAACAUCAGCAAUGAUUCCAAUGAUUUCACAGAAGUAGAAAAUGGCCAGAUGAAUAGCAAGUUCAUUUCUGAUCGUGAAAGCAGAAGAAGCUUAACCAACAGCCAUUUGGAGAAGAAGAAAUGUGAUGAAUAUAUUCCAGGCACAACGUCAUUGGGAAUGUCGGUCUUCAAUCUCAGCAAUGCUAUCAUGGGCAGUGGGAUAUUAGGACUUGCCUUUGCAUUGGCCAACACAGGAAUUGUGCUGUUUUUGCUGCUUUUGAUUUCAGUGACACUGCUGUCUAUUUAUUCAAUAAAUCUUCUGUUAAUAUGUGCAAAGGAAACAGGCUGCAUGGUUUACGAGAAGCUUGGUGAGCAAGUAUUUGGCACUCCUGGAAAAGUGAUUAUUUUUGGAUCAACCUCUCUUCAGAACACUGGAGCAAUGUUGAGUUAUCUCUUCAUAGUAAAAAAUGAACUCCCCUCUGCCAUAAAGUUCCUUAUGGGAAAAGAAGAAACAUUUUCAGCCUGGUAUCUGGAUGGGCGAUUUCUUGUUGUAACAGUGACAUUCUGUAUAAUCCUUCCUUUAUGUCUUCUUAAGAAUUUAGGGUAUCUUGGCUAUACUAGUGGCUUUUCCCUGACUUGCAUGGUAUUUUUUCUCAUCGUGGUUAUCUACAAGAAAUUUCAACUUCCAUGUCCCUCUCAGAGGACAAAUGCAACUGCCUUUUCAAACUCUAGUUCUCCCUAUGAAGAAAUGUGCCAGCCCAAAUAUGUUACUAUUAAUUCCAAGACUGUGUAUGCUUUGCCCACCAUUGCAUUUGCGUUUGUGUGCCACCCUUCAGUGCUUCCAAUCUACUGUGAACUGAAAGAUCGUUCGCAGAAAAGAAUGCAGAUGGUUUCAAAUAUCUCAUUUUUUGCCAUGUUCGUUAUGUACUUCUUGACAGCCAUUUUUGGCUAUUUGACAUUUUAUGAAAAUGUACAGUCAAAUUUGCUCCACAAGUAUCAGAGCCAAGAUGACAUCCUCAUCCUGACAGUCCGCGUGGCUGUCAUUGUUGCGGUCAUCCUUACAGUCCCAGUAUUGUUUUUCACUGUUCGAUCCUCUUUAUUUGAGCUGGCUAGGAAAACCAAAUUUCACUUGUGCCGUCACGUUGUGGUCACUUUGGUCCUCUUGGUAAUCAUCAACCUGUUAGUUAUUUUCAUACCCUCCAUGAAGGAUAUUUUUGGAGUUGUAGGAGUAACAUCUGCCAAUAUGCUGAUUUUUAUUCUUCCAUCAUCACUGUAUAUAAAAAUCACAUACCAAGAUGGAUCAAAACUGACUCAGAGGAUUUGGGCCUCCCUGUUCUUGGUGCUAGGAAUCUUGUUUUCAUUGGUGAGCAUCCCUCUAGUCAUCUAUGACUGGGUGCAUUAGGAGACACUGUUGAAGGCCACUGAAGUGGGAUGGACAUUGAGAAGAAUCCAUCUCCAUUUUGCUACUCACGAAAAUCACCAUUUGGUCACUGUCCCAUUCUUCAUGAGUUUCACGUGUUUCAUUCAAGAAGACAGUAAUUUUACUUUUUACAAAAGUGUUAUUUUUCCAUAUCCUCACAAGCUACUACAUCAGUGUUAAGUUUAUGAUGACGGUCAGAUUUGACCAUUGGCUGUAGAUAAUCUGUAUGUGGUAACUGAUACUAAAAUAACUGAAGGGUGUUCUGCUCUUUGGUAAUGUAUUUACAAAUUAAUAUACCAUUUUUUUAGGAUUUACUCUAAAGAAAGGCAGCACUGAAUGAAAGUGAUUUCCCUAAACUGUUACACAUGAAAAAAAAUUCAUAACUAUGACUUGGAUGUGAAUGUAAGAUAACCCCCACAUUUUUGUGGUGGCAUACUUGGGAAAAAAACCUAGCCUUGCAUUGGAGUAAAUACUGUAGGAGGGGUUAA